AGCCUGAGAUUCGACGCCGUGCUAAUAAUUAAUGUAUUUCUUACCAACUCAGUUAAGCGUACGGAGGGGCCUGAGAUAGCAAGGUGGACGAGACGUAGAGGAGAGAAUAUGGAGGAGAUAGUUCGGAUGCCCUGCGAAGCGGCGGUGCGGGCGGCAAUGGCGGCACUGGAAAGAAACCUCCUCCCGGAUGCAUUGGUCAGGAGGCUGACGCGGCUACUCCUCGCAGGCCGCCUCCGCCUCGGCUACCAACCCUCCGCCGAGCUCCAGCUAGCGGAACUCCUCCGGUUCAAGCAGGCUCUUGAAGAUAUGCCUAUAGCUGUGGAAACUGAUAAAGCCAAAUCCCAACACUAUGAGUUACCCACCUCAUUUUUCAAGUUGGUGCUUGGACAGAAUUUAAAGUACAGCUGUUGUUACUUCAAGGACAAAACAAGCAGAUUGGAAGAUGCCGAAAAUGCAAUGUUAGAAUUGUACUGUGAAAGAGCUCAACUGAAAGAUGGCCAAAAAAUUCUUGACAUAGGAUGUGGCUGGGGUUCCGUUUCAAUAUAUGUUGCAAAGAAAUACAAAAACUGCAUGGUCACAGGAAUAUGCAACUCAUCUACUCAGAAAGCUUACAUAGAAGAGCAGUGUAGGCACCUUGAGCUCCCCAAUGUAGAAAUUAUUGUUGCUGACAUCAGCAAUUUUGAAAUGGAGGCUUCAUUCGACCGAAUUGUCUCAAUAGGAAUGUUUGAGCAUAUGAAGAACUACAAGGAACUUCUUAAGAAGAUAUCAUUGUGGAUGAAGGAAGAUAGCUUGUUUUUGAUGCAACACUUUUGUCAUAAAACAUUUGCUUAUCACUUUGAGGAUAAAAAUGAAGCUGACUGGAUUACAAGAUACUUCUUCACUGGAGGAACCAUGCCUUCAGCAAAUCUACUUCUCUAUUUUCAGGAUGAUGUUAAUGUGCUAAACCAUUGGCUCGUCAAUGGGUCACAUUAUGCAAGGACAAGUUUAUCUCUGACUUCACAUCCUGGGAAGGCCCAUUUGGGAAUGCCUGAUUAGAUGUUGACCUCAUGUCAUGGAAGCGAAAAUGGUGCUGAUUAAUUAUUAAAACCAAGACUAAUGUCUGGAAUAAAUAUUUGGAUAUAUCUAGUGAUCCAGAAUCAAGAAUAAUGACUAUUAUAUGUCUACUCAGAAGAUUGAUUCCCUUAUAUGCAGUACAAUAUAUGGAAGUGCUGAAUGUUUAACGAUGAGCCUAUAUAAAUAGGGAAUUUCUGUUUGCAUGUUUUUCAUUUUCUUUGAGCCAGACAUUGUAGGCGAUCACCUGAAAUUUGACAAACAUUUUAAGUGGUGUAAUUUGACAAUGAUGCGACAAAGAGUACCAAUGUUCAAGCCAGGUUUGUACAAGUGUUCAUGAGUCCAUCUCUUAAAUAAAUUUACUCGCUUGUCAUUA
Molecule: messenger RNA, 1426 nt
Organism: Zingiber officinale
Lineage: Eukaryota; Viridiplantae; Streptophyta; Magnoliopsida; Zingiberales; Zingiberaceae
Product: (S)-coclaurine N-methyltransferase-like
Exons: 8
Coding region: 109-1035 (308 amino acids)
Source: RefSeq, a predicted model, not a curated record